AUGGGAGCACAUACCGGUAAUAAGUCAGCAGAUAUGAGAUUCUUGAAGAUAUCGGGAACGAAUAAUAACGCAGAAUCCCGGUGGCACAAGAACCGUAUGGCAGUAUCUACUCGUGGGGUAACCAAGUGCCGUUUGGUACGACAAUGCGCCUCCUCCCGCGGCUCCAAUGCCCCGCUGAAAAUAGUACGACCAGGCAAAACGGGCCCGAAUAACCCGAAGGAAAUGCCUGCCCUCCUCCUCCUCCUCAUCCUGUUGUCCUACGUUUCCUAUAUUGACAUCAAGUUCUUGCAGGAUUUACGACUAUUACUCCGACUACUGAACCUACUGAACCUACAGAUCUCCCAGGUCUGGCGCACGCGGAAACAAACCGUGGAACGUUCAGCCAUCGAACCUGGGUGGGAUGGGCUGCUGCUGGCGGCUUAAGGUUCGCCAUCAAGCCACCGCCCAAUUAUCAAAUUAUCAAAUUAUCCAUUGCACCAUUGUCUGCAAAUACGGGCAGUAAUUGGCCGAACAGCGUACUAUGAUCUUAGCUGCAUUAGCCUUCCGGCCCGCUAAUCCAGCCCUGGAAGCAGCCAAGAACUUUUUCAAGGGUCGAUUGGGAAUCUUUAUCAGAAAAACCUAUCAGC
This is a messenger RNA of Blastomyces gilchristii SLH14081, 626 nucleotides long. RefSeq lists its product as uncharacterized. The record is from RefSeq and is a predicted model, not a curated record. The transcript is spliced from 2 exons. NCBI's taxonomy places the organism in Eukaryota, Fungi, Ascomycota, Eurotiomycetes, Onygenales, Ajellomycetaceae. The coding region runs from base 1 to 423 and encodes 140 amino acids.